AUGGAAGGAACUACUGAAGCUGGUAACCAAACUUCUGUGAAGGAGAACACCAAUCCAGUGAUCCCAAUCAAUAAACAUAACGAUCUUGAGGGACAAAUAGGGCAAGAACCCAAAGAAGAUGAAAUCGAUUACUUCCAAAGGGCACAGUGGCUUAGAGCAGCUGUUCUUGGAGCCAGCGAUGGGUUGGUCUCCACUGCAUCACUGAUGAUGGGAGUGGGAGCUGUCAGGCAAGAUGUGAAAUCCAUGAUCAUUUCAGGGUUUGCAGGGAUGGUUGCUGGAGCUUGUAGUAUGGCCAUAGGUGAGUUUGUUUCUGUAUACUCUCAGAGGGAUAUUGAGGUGUCUCAGAUGAAGAGAGAGAGUGAAAUUAGAAUAAAAAAUGAAGGAGAAUUAUGUAAUGAGGAUGACAGCAGGAAAGAGAAAUUGCCAAACCCAUUUCAGGCGGCUGCUGUAUCGGCACUUGCCUUCACGAUUGGAGCGGCGGUGCCGCUGUUAUCUGCGUCCUUUAUACAGGUUUAUGGGGUGAGGUUGGCGGUGGUGAUUGCAUUGUCGAGUUUGGCGUUGGUGGUGUUUGGAUGGGUUGGUGCAUUCUUGGGGAAGGCACCUGUGAAGAGGUCUUGUUUUAGGGUUUUGGUUGGGGGUUGGUUUGCCAUGGCUAUAACCUAUGGAUUAUCCAGGUUGAUUGGCAUUGCAGGACUAUAG
This is a messenger RNA of Macadamia integrifolia, 699 nucleotides long. RefSeq names its product vacuolar iron transporter homolog 4-like. The transcript has a single exon. The record is from RefSeq and is a predicted model, not a curated record. Gene Ontology annotation, molecular function: iron ion transmembrane transporter activity; manganese ion transmembrane transporter activity. Bases 1 to 699 code for a protein of 232 amino acids. Gene Ontology annotation, cellular component: membrane. Gene Ontology annotation, biological process: intracellular manganese ion homeostasis. Lineage: Eukaryota; Viridiplantae; Streptophyta; Magnoliopsida; Proteales; Proteaceae.